Naegleria fowleri is the source of this 1890-nucleotide messenger RNA. RefSeq lists its product as uncharacterized. The coding region runs from base 1 to 1890 and encodes 629 amino acids. Gene Ontology annotation, biological process: double-strand break repair via homologous recombination. Gene Ontology annotation, molecular function: single-stranded DNA binding; damaged DNA binding. Lineage: Eukaryota; Heterolobosea; Eutetramitea; Acrasida; Naegleriidae. The record is from RefSeq and is a predicted model, not a curated record. Gene Ontology annotation, cellular component: Smc5-Smc6 complex; site of double-strand break; nucleus. The transcript has 2 exons.
AUGCAGAAUAUACAACGCAGUCGGACAGACAAAUUUGCAGUUUUGGGCGGAGAUGCAAUGAAAAGAUUUCUUAGUGAUGUUCAAUCCAACAUUAAGAAGUUUAGUAAGCCUCCAAUAGGACCUGUUGGACUUCUAUUGAAAGUGAAGGAUGAAUAUAUUCAAUGGGCUCCAUGUGUUCAACAUGCUCUCAACAAAUACUUGUUCGUGUUUAUUGUCGAUAACUUCAAGGACGGGGAAGAACUACAAAAGCUAAAGAAUAAGCAUAACUUACGUGCUACUCACAUUAUUCAGAAAUAUAGUAACGAGAUUUAUGACGUAAGUCAUAACAGCCCUAUGGAUCAGCUGACUAUUUUCAAAGUUUUAGAUAUCGACAUUCACUCGAUAAAACAUUCUCCAAUCAAGUAUGACGACCUUCAAGCUCUUAAGGCUACCAUAAUUAAUACUGUAAUUGAUCAAGCUCGUGUAGAGGCAUCAGUACUCAUCGAAAAGAGAGAGGACGCUGAUCAAUACAUGUUUGGAAACCAGCCUCCAAUGUUUGUGAACGAUUGUUUCACCAUUACAGGAACAAAAUUGAUUGUAAGAGGAAAAUCUAAAAUUACAGACACUGCCAACGUUACAAGAAGUAGUUUAUGGACCAAAAAUGUAGAAGACCAAAUUAAUGAAAUAGAUAAUAAUAUUAAGGAGUUGACCAAGAACCUUCCAAGAUUUACAGAGAAAGAGCGUCAAAUUCAAAACGAAAUUAAUAGAAUAAAUGAGUCUAUUAAGAAGAAGACUAAUCAAAGUCACGAACUAACAAAGAAAAUAGAGAGGGCUGAGAAAUCUAUUGAAGACAAGAAGAAAGACAUCCAAGAAGAGCUUAACGAUACUGACGAUGCAGAUCAGAAAGUGAUUCAAGAGCUUAACCAAAAAAUUGAAAAACACAAGGAAAGGGUAGAGCAUUUGAAUGAAAAGAUUCAAGAAGACGACCAAAAAAUUGCAGAGUUAAAAGCAGAAAGUGAAGAAAUUACCAAAAAAAUAGCUAUCACAAGAAAGGAAGUUCAAGACGCAACCAGAAAACAUGAUGAAAAGAAUGAAGAAAUUCUUGCUGUUCUCGAAGAAAUCCGUACCGUUCAAGCAAACUCAAGAGGAUUUGAAAAUAGAAUUGCUCAGGAACAAAGAGCAGUUGCAGAAGAACAAAGAAUUGUCACCAACUUGGAACAACAAAUGAACAAUUCAAAAGAGGUUGCAUUGAAUCACUCAAAUCAAGAGGAAAUUCAACCUUCUGGAACUAUGAAUGAAAUAACUGCCAAAAUUUCUCAAAAGAAAAGGCAACUAGAACUUGAACGUGAAAAACUCGGUGAAAUGAACAUUGCUGAAAUCAAAAACAGAUAUUUGCAAUAUUACAGAGAGUAUGAACAGAAACGGGAAGCAUUUGAAUGUUCAAAAAAAGCCUGCGAGGUCGUGAAACAGGGCCUGACCGAAAGAUACAAAAAUUGGAGAAAGCUAAAAGCAGGCAAUAUCAAUACUGUCUCGACCCUUUUCGAUGUUUACAUGAGUCAAAAGGACACUCAGGUGCAAGUGUCUGACACCAAGUCUCUAUCAGGAGGUGAAAAGUCAUACACAACGGUGAGCUUUUUAUUAGCAAUUUGGGAAUUGGUUGAUACUCCGUUUAGAGCUGUCGAUGAAUUUGACGUUUUUAUGGACAGCAUGUAUAGAAAGACAGCAAUGGAUUUAAUUUUAGAGACAGCCAAAGAGAAGCAUCAUUCUAAGCAACUGAUUUUAAUUACACCUCAAGAUGUGUCGAUUGUAAAGAAGGAUCCUGAAUUUUUGAAGAUUAUCAAGUUACAACCACCCAAGAGAGAUGAAAAUCAGAGAACCAUGGAUGAGUUUAUGCAUCAGCAUGAACAAUAA